Molecule: messenger RNA, 4087 nt
Organism: Phaedon cochleariae (mustard beetle)
Lineage: Eukaryota; Metazoa; Arthropoda; Insecta; Coleoptera; Chrysomelidae
Source: the annotation of a GenBank genome assembly
CUCCCGUAUAUGCGUUCUCCUUGAUUUCGAGGAUUCCGUGAUUUUCAGUUGAUGACGUAAAACCGUAGUCUCAUAUGUGUUUUCUUCCGUUUAGUGCCAGUAACUGGAAAGAGGAUAUCGCGCCUGCAUUUCACGAUAAGAGGAAACGCAUACGUUCCUUGCUAUGACUUUUCAGACCAUUGGAAUAAUUCCAUAGUUGAAAAAUUGUGAGAAAACCUAUCAUGGAGUCUGAAACAGGUACUACCAACACGAAGAUAUCAGAUUCAGCGUAUUCCAAUAGCUGCAGCCACACCAACUCACAAAGGAGUGCAAGUUCCAAGUCUAGACAUAGCGGAAGCAAUUCUAGCAGAAGCAGUGGUUAUUGCGGAGCUACGAAUCCAGAUGGCAGCUCUGUCGCUGCUACCCAAUUAUCGAAAAGCAUUGAAGAGGAUGAGCACAAGAAUAAGAAGCCAUUUGGUCAAAGACUGGCUCCAAUUCCAUCUUCGAAAUCUCCUUCAGCAGUCAUCAGAGAGUCAACAAAUGUUGACGAUAACCAGCCAGCAGAAAAGGUCACGGGUGACGUUGCAGCGACUUCACCUACGCCAAAAGACAUAUCAACAUCUCUCAUAGAAGAUUCGAAUAACAAAGCAAAUGAAGAAGAAAACAAAGUUUUCCAAGCGGACACAACUAAAACAGCUAAACCUUCUCUGCCAGAAAAAAUCCUCCCUUACUGGUGUGAACAAAACCAUCACCAGGCAUCACCGAAGAAUGUGCCUAUCAAGGAAACAAUAGAACCCGAAGUAGAACCUAACGAUGAGCACUUGUAUCAACCGCAGGACGGUUUCUGCUGUGUUAUAUCCAUGUAUGAUGGAGUAGUACUGCAUACUACCCCCAGUUUGACAUCUGUGUUGGGGUUCCCCAAGGACAUGUGGCUAGGCCGAUCUUUCAUCGAUUUCGUUCAUCCCAAAGACAGGAAAACGUUUUCCAGCCAAGUUACCUCAGACAUUGCACACCCACUGAUAGACUCAGAUGAAAAAUACAAAAAUUACAACAAUUGCCUUUAUGUGUGUCUGAGGAAGUAUCGUGGAUUGAAGUCAGGGUUUGGAGUGGUGGAGAAGGCAGUAGCUUAUCAAGCAUUUCAACUAACCGUUAGAUUCAAACAAAUCCAGAAUGCACCUGAAAUGGAAAACCACAGCGGAAUGUUCUUAGUUGUUGCUGCUGUUCCUGUUUAUACAUCCUAUAAAGUUCCUGACGAAAGAAGAAAAUCCCCAAAAUUCGGAAUGCGGCAUACAGCUGCCUGUCUUUUCAGUCACGUGGAUCCAGAUGUGGUGACGAAUUUUGGAUUCUUUCCACAGGACAUGUUAGGAAAAUCGAUUUUCGAUUUCUAUCAUCCAGACGAUAUGCACUCUCUCAAGGAAAUUUACGAAUCUGUGAUGACAAUGUGCCAAAAAGCCGGAUCUGUGUAUCGUAGCAAGCCUUAUAGAUUUGCUGUGAAAAAUGGCGGUUUCGCUAUGAUCGAGACGGAAUGGUCGAGCUUUGUUAAUCCAUGGUCCAGGAGAUUAGAAUUUGUCAUCGGAUUACACAAAGUAUUGCAGGGUCCCCCUAAUCCAGAUAUAUUCCAGCCUCCAACUAAAGAUGAUAUGAAGAAUGUUUCGGAGGAAUUACUCGAUGAAAGCAAAACCAUUAGAGGAGAAAUCUUGAUCUUACUGAAUAAGGAACUUCCUCGUCCGACUGAGGCAGUCAAAUAUGAAGUGUCGAAACGUUGUAAAGAUCUGGCAAACUUCAUGGAGUCCCUCAUGGAUGAGGUAAACAAAUCUAAUCUACAAAUAGACUUACCACAAGAGUUAGAUCCUACCAUCUCGGUAAGUUUGAGAAGGAGGGAACGAGGUUCUGUCAUGCUGGGUGAAAUUUCUCCCCACCACGACUAUUGUGAUAGCAAAAGUUCGUCCGAGACGCCCCCUAGCUACAAUCAGCUGAACUACAACGAGAAUAUCCAGAGGUUCUUCCAGAGCAAGCCGAACACUACUGUUUCUGACGAAAACAAUGGAGCCAUGCAGGGAGAUACAUUUGUUGAUGACAAGAGAACUAAAGAUAAUCAGAAACGUCUUUCACCUAUACGGAAAAGUGGUACUUCUGGAAGUGGUAGUGCAGGAAACCUGAGUUCAGUGAGCAAUGUGAACAUUGAAAGUGGUACUGCUAGUCUCACUAACACGUCGAAUGAUUCCUACAAACCUCCUCAUCUUACGGAAUCCAUAUUAGUCAAGCAUAAUGAAGAUAUGGAGAAGAUCAUGAUUAAAAAACACCGUGUACAAAGAUCUAAUAUCAAAGACAGAGACAGUAAAAAGUCCCAUCAAAAACUAGAUAAGAUCAGUGCGACAGAUAGAAGUAGCUUUGAGAAAAAUGAGCAACUUCUUGAUGGAUAUGCCCAUGGUAUCAAAAGGUGUGGUACCCAUUCGAGAGACGGAGACAAUCAUAAGGUUUCCAAACACAAACAUCAACCCGGAGUGACCAAAGAUAAAGACGAAAACGGCACUAAUGGAAACGACGCCCCAGUCAAACCAGUGAACAAUCAGAAUCAACCUACUACCAAUACCAUGGCAGUUAACGAUACCAUUUAUCAAUCAGGGUUGAAUAAUGUGGACUUGUGGCCUCCAUUUUCUGUAACAGUCACUUCCAUGACAAACGAGCAGCCUCGCAACAUCACCGCAACAUCUGCAGCCCCAGGAGGUUUUGCAACUGGGAUGCUACCCAUUUAUUAUAUUCCCACUACACACCAAAGGACGAUACCUGGACCAUUUAUCGGUUAUGGAGGAUCCAGAUAUCCAGUUCAAUAUAUGCAUGCUGGUAUGCUGUACAAUCAUAACACUCCCAUGUAUCCAUCAUCUCCAAUCAUGUGUCCAGCAAUGCCUAUGCUACCUCUUCCGAUGGUGCCUCCGAUGACACCUGUCAAUCCUACUGACACUUUGUUAAUGGGGAACGUACAACAACAAGUUAGUUAUCAAGUCGGUUCUCACGGUCAGACUACCGAUAACAAACCAGAUAUACAUAACGCCCCCUUUGCACCCCGCAAUUCUACACAAUUGCAGAGGUCGGUCUCUCAAGCUACUUCAGUUAGAGCAGAACCAGGAAGUGCUUUGGGUUCCAUUACCAAUAAGAUAACAACUGAACCCGCUGUAUCUGGGAAUGAAAUGAAUUUCAUGAGCUGCAACAACAAUAAUAACAUCGACGAGUCAAGUAGCUGUUGUUCUUUUUCUUAUUCUUCAUUCCUGAAAACUGAUGCAGGUUCCGGUUCCAAUGACGAUACCAACAUGAUGGAUACCAGAACCAACAAGAGUGAAGAAAACACUUGGAAAGGUCGAAGGAACUACCCGAUUCGAAAGAAGGACCCACCAUGGCUAGAAUCCGUCCAAGCAACCCCUGAUCUGAUAUACAGGUACCAAAUGACCGUCCAAGACCUGGAAGACAUCCUUCAGGCAGACCUGAAGAGGCUCAAAGAAACCAAUCAGCCAAUGUUGGUGAAUGAUCAGUUGCAACAACUCUACAUCGAUUUGGAGUUGGAAGGUAUGUCCAAGACAUUGUCCCUAGAAGAAGGUAUCACCUCAAGCAGUAGUAGCUGUGAUGAAUUUGUAUGUUUCGUUAAGCCAAAGAAAAAGAGGAAAUCUUUUAGUUCUCUCGUGAUGAUCUAUGAAGAAAAUGCUCCGUUUCCACCACCACCACAUUAGUGAAGUGAACGAUAUGAGGCCAAUUUGAUAAAUUUAUAUUUUUAUAUGACACAGUUUAACCUGCACAUAUUGUGGAGAAGUUUGAAAAGAAGAACACUUUUCUACUGAUAUUUUAUAAAAAAGAAGAUAUUGGAGAUGUUUAUAUCCAAUGAACAUACUGGUUUAUAUGUGAUUUCUUUUUGAAUUUUGCGAAACAGAAUUCCAGUUUAUAUGAAUUGUUAUCACAACGUUUUAUAAUGAAUCAUCACCAUGAUGUGAAAGAAUAUCACCUCGAGUAUCACUUAUAGUUAGGUACUUACACUUUUUGAUGCGAAAAAGUAUAUAAUGAAACUGAAUUGUUGACUAUGUACUGAAAUCAGACUAUAUUAUAUUUUAUGAGUAAAUAA